CUGUGAAGGACACAAAGGACAUAACGAUUUGCUAGUUUUGUUUAAGUUUGAUAUAUCAUUGGAAGUAAUACUUAUAUAAUAAUGGAUGUGACCACAGAUGGACAAAUAAAUAAUGGCGCAAAGGACUAUGACAUAGGGACCAACCACGUGCACAAUCAUGGUUCUGUGCACGGGUACAACGCCGUAAGAGAACAAGAUGAGAUACCACACGAUAUGAUAGGAAAAGAACAUAGAACAGCUCACAUGGAACACAUGCAAAUGCAAAUGCAAACAACGUUUUCCCUGAAGACAUACUCUGAUUUUCUACUUGAAGGUGUCAAAAUUUCAUCUAUCCAAGGAAUUGUCCUGGCAAUGCUCUUCACUUUUGCGAUUACAAUGUUAGUUGACAGCUUAAAAUUUACGACACACGUGCUGGCAAUGCGCAAAGGAAGUCAAGAUAAACCGCAAGAUCUGAAAAAAAGACAGAACAGGCAUCUCUUUGUCGCAGCAAUUUCUCACACGUUGUCUGUAAGUCUCGCCUAUGUUAUGAUGCUCUGUAUAAUGACAAUGAACGUUUGGUUAAUGGUAUCAGUCGUUCUAGGAUCCGGAAUUGCACAUUUCCUUAUAAGACCUGUGUUGUCAUGGAAACUAAAAGAACAUUCGGAGCAUUCUGAAGACUUAAAUAUAGAAAGAAAUGCAGAAGAAGCCGAGCCAUUAAAUCAUUACCAUGACUUUCUAGAAAAAAGAAAGGGGCGCGAAAAUGGUAGAAUGUGUUCUUUGUUAGAAAAUAACUCCUGAUCGCUGCAGAUGCAUACGUUUGAAUUCGCUAUAAACUAGCAGUUAAACAGAAUCUGGAUAUGUUGAUAUUUGUUUUAUUUUAUUGCUCUAUCGUUGCACUUCGUUGCAAGUGCUGCAUUGAUUAUAGAUAUUUGUAGUCAAACAAGACUUGUGUGCUGAUUGUGAGAGGAUUCAGUUCAAAGGAAAAAUAACUGUUCUGAAAACAUCCGCAGAGAAGAAUAUUUACUCAAUAGCAGAAAAUCUUCAAAUACUAUUAUAUCAGGGUGAAAUACCUUUACAGUAAUUGCAUGUUGCAAAACGGCUUACAAUGUAUCUCACUGCACCGAUUGCCAGGCUUUAACCUACAUGUAUGUACAGUUCAAAGUGUAUGGAACAUGCAAGUGUCACGGAUCACGUGAAAUGUUAAUGACAAAGAAAACACAAUAAAGAUUCAAGUAUUUGUUUGAUUUCAUAAUGACCUAAUAUUCAGUACGUAGGAUGGUCCACUGAGAAAGACUAAAUUAUCAUUAAAAGUUUGUUAUAUCUUGUGUUAAAGUUAGUUUCUGCAAAUUGCUAUUAGUUAACUGUUGCUAGUUAAUUACAGAAAGUUGCAUUCAG
Mercenaria mercenaria is the source of this 1374-nucleotide messenger RNA. RefSeq lists its product as uncharacterized. The transcript is spliced from 4 exons. The record is from RefSeq and is a predicted model, not a curated record. Gene Ontology annotation, cellular component: membrane. The coding region runs from base 82 to 777 and encodes 231 amino acids. Lineage: Eukaryota; Metazoa; Mollusca; Bivalvia; Venerida; Veneridae. Gene Ontology annotation, biological process: copper ion transmembrane transport. Gene Ontology annotation, molecular function: copper ion transmembrane transporter activity.